CUUCCACUAAAAGAGCAAUAGUAUGGUACGCAUUUAAGUGACCCAAAUCAAUUGGGUACGCUACGCAUUUGGGUAUUGAAUGACCCACAAAAUCAUUUCCGAUAAUCGAUAAAGAUAUUCAUCAUAUUACCGACGCAUUGGUGCGACCAAACUCGCCGGCGACGGAGAUAUGAAGCCAGAGCCACCGCCAUUCCAGGAGGCCAAUCGUUGCGACGUCUGCAAAUGUAGUUUCAAUACUUUUCGUCGCCGGCAUCAUUGUCGGUGUUGUGGGAGGACCUUAUGUAAUGAACAUUCAUCUGAUCAAAUGCACUUGCCACAAUUUGGCAUCCACACUAAUGUUAGAGUUUGUUCCGAUUGUUUCAACAACUUUUCCAAAUCAGUGGAUGACAAGCUGGGUCCUUCGGCGGAAAGAAUCAAUUCUAUCUCAGAAGCGGUUACAAGAUUAGAUGUGAACGGGGAUUUAGAUCACAAGACUAAGUCAACAUCUCUACAACCACCUGUACCAAUGAUGCCUGAAUGCAAAUGUGGUAUGCCUUUGUGUAUUUGUGAAGUUUCACUUCCACCCGCUCCAGCAGCUUCUGUGCAGACUGCUGGCAGUUCAUUAGCAUCGGAUUCGAGAACAAAGAAGACAGAUGGCAAUUCAAGACCAAGACGUUCUACUCAAGAUAUCAGACAAGGUGUUGGUCCAUCAGCUAGCGGUUCGGACAAACCUUUGGCAAAUUAUGAAGCGAAUGGGGAGGGCUUAAGAGAAGCUAUUAAAAAUGGUGACCUUGCUGGAGUCAAGGAUCUUCUGAAUAAGGGCGUAGAUUCAAACUACUGUGACAAGCAAGGAUUAUCACUAUUGCACCUGGCUGCAGUGUUUAACCAAACAGAUAUAGUUUUUACCCUCAUGGAUCAUGGUGCUAGAUUGGACUGCAAGAAUUCUCUGGGAGAGACGCCAUUGGACUGUGCCCCAGUAACAUUGCAAUACAAAAUGAAGAAAAAGAUAGAGGAUGAAUCGGCGUGACGAAUAUACUGGGAUCCGAGUUUUGCCACUUAAAAAUUGCUGUAUUUCAAACCUUUGCUGUUAUUAUGAACUACUAAUGAACAGUAAUCAAUGUUGGGUGGAGUUUUGGGCACUCAACAAAUUCAGAAUAAUGCUUCAUCUGUUUCCCAACUUUUCUGUAGUAGUGUACUUCUGUAUGGUAGUCUACAAGGUUGUGUUUUGUUAAUAUGCAGCUGACUGUGGAAUUUAUGUACCGUUGUGCUUUAAUUUAUAUUUUGUUUGCUUUA
Amaranthus tricolor (Joseph's coat) is the source of this 1272-nucleotide messenger RNA. RefSeq lists its product as uncharacterized. Bases 170 to 1006 code for a protein of 278 amino acids. Gene Ontology annotation, cellular component: ESCRT-0 complex. The transcript has 10 exons. Lineage: Eukaryota; Viridiplantae; Streptophyta; Magnoliopsida; Caryophyllales; Amaranthaceae. Gene Ontology annotation, biological process: protein targeting to vacuole; protein transport to vacuole involved in ubiquitin-dependent protein catabolic process via the multivesicular body sorting pathway. The record is from RefSeq and is a predicted model, not a curated record. Gene Ontology annotation, molecular function: ubiquitin binding; metal ion binding; phosphatidylinositol-3-phosphate binding.